UCAUAACACCCUUUUCAUUUUUUCAAGUCCAAAUUUUUUUCCCACCUUUGUAUUUUACUUCUUCAGUUCUUCUCCUCUUUUUUUUUUCAGUGAUCUUCAUUAAAAAAGAAAAAAGAUAAAAAGGUUGAUUAGUCUUGUUUGAUUACUCAUUAUUUGGAAGAAUUUAGGAUUUCUAGGUACUCUUUCAUUAAUUUUGGAGUUGAAAUCUCUAAUUUUUGUCCAAAGAUUAGCUGUUUAUUGGAAUUUGUAGGAGUUGGUAGUAGUUGAUCAAAAUACCCAAUUGCUGAAAAAGAGGUACUCCUUGUUAAGAAUUAGAGAAAAUUUUCUCUAGGGUUGGUAAAGUUAUAAGGAAGAGAGGCAAAAAUGGAAAAGAUGGUGGUUAUUCAUGGUGAUGAUCAUGAACCAAUGGAGUUACCUCCCGGAUUCCGAUUUCACCCUACCGAUGAGGAGUUGAUCAGUCAUUAUUUAGCACCAAAAGUUGUUGACAUCAAUUUCUCAGCUAAAGCUAUUGGAGAGGUUGAUUUGAACAAGUGUGAACCUUGGGAUUUACCAAAGAGGGCGAAAAUGGGAGAAAAAGAAUGGUACUUCUUCUGUGUAAGGGACAGAAAAUACCCAACAGGAUUAAGAACAAAUAGGGCAACUGAAGCAGGUUAUUGGAAAGCUACUGGUAAAGACAAGGAAAUAUACAGGGGGAAAUCCCUUGUUGGUAUGAAGAAAACCUUAGUUUUCUACAAGGGUCGAGCCCCAAAAGGCGAGAAAUCAAACUGGGUGAUGCAUGAAUACAGACUCGAAGGGAAAUCCUCUCUUCAAAACCUACCUUCUAAUGCCAAAAAUGAAUGGGUGAUCUGCAGGGUUUUCCAAAAGAGCGCAGCAGGAAAGAAAAUCCCUUUCCAUGGAAUAAUACAACAAGAGUCUGAAUUCAACCCUUCGAGUAAUUUGCCGCCAUUGAUGGAUUACAACACCAGUUAUGGUGCUCCUCACGUGCCCUGCUUCUCCAACCCACCCAUGGAAAUGGAAACAACUACUGCCCAUUACCAAAACACUAAUCAAACCUCUUUUGAAGGGCUAAUGAGCAAUCCUUACAAGUCGAAUAAUACGGGUGAUAAUCCCUAUUUCUCUUAUUUCCCAUCACAAACAGGGAAUUAUUCUGGGAAUUACAUGAUGUCAGAUCAACAUAUACUCAAGACUAUCCUUGGAACAGAGAUGAAACAGAGCAUGAAAACAGAGGUGGUUAAUUAUAGUGCAUCACAGGAUACUGGAUUAAGCAGUGACAUGAAUGCUGAAAUUUCUUCAGUUGUUUCGAAUUACGAUAUCAGCAGGAGGGCGUUUGACGAUCAUGAUGGACCGUCGACUUCCGGUGGGCCUGUCGACUUGGAUACUCUCUGGUACUGAAGGAAAACCAUAUAGCUGGAGCCAGGAGGUGAUCAUAGAUGAAAUUAGGACCUAAAAUGAAGAAAAGAAAAAAAAAAUUAAAAAAAGUGAUAAAAUUUUCGAUUGCCACUCUAAAUUACUAAGGAUUUGUAUUAGAUAAUUUGAUGUAUAGAAAUUUACUGAAUCCAAUUAAGGAUACAGAUCAAAUAUGCAAUAUAUUCUGUAAUAUAAUUUAGCUGGUAGCAUACAAUAUAA
Spinacia oleracea (spinach) is the source of this 1626-nucleotide messenger RNA. RefSeq names its product NAC domain-containing protein 100. The transcript is spliced from 3 exons. Gene Ontology annotation, molecular function: DNA binding. Gene Ontology annotation, biological process: regulation of DNA-templated transcription. The record is from RefSeq and is a predicted model, not a curated record. NCBI's taxonomy places the organism in Eukaryota, Viridiplantae, Streptophyta, Magnoliopsida, Caryophyllales, Amaranthaceae. The coding region runs from base 364 to 1392 and encodes 342 amino acids.